CACGUGACGGAGUCGUUCCUUCUGUUGUUAUCUUGGACGCGGAAGUCAGCACGAGCGCUGCGUUCUGAGCUAAACCGAGAUCAAAUUCAGGACAAAUCAACUCUCUGGAAUAUAAAAUAUAAUUCAUCUCUUUGUGGAAUCCACCAGAACCAGCGAGCCAUCAUGCCGACCAUGGAACAACAUUUGUUUAACCUGAAGUUUGCAGCCAAAGAGUUGCAGCGAAACGCAAAGAAAUGCGACAAGGAAGAGAAAGUAGAGAAGGCCAAAGUGAAAAAGGCCAUCCAAAAAGGUAACACGGAGGUAGCGCGGAUCCACGCCGAGAACGCCAUCAGACAGAAGAACCAAUCUGUGAACUUCCUGAGAAUGAGCGCUAGAGUGGACGCAGUGGCGGCAAGAGUGCAGACUGCCGUCACCAUGAACAAGGUCACUAAAUCCAUGGCAGGAGUCGUAAAGGGGAUGGACGCGACCCUGAAGAGCAUGAAUCUGGAGAAGAUUUCAGCUCUGAUGGACAAAUUUGAGCACCAGUUCGAAACUCUGGACGUUCAGACACAACACAUGGAGGACUCAAUGAGCAGCACGACAACACUUACAACUCCACAAAACCAGGUGGACAGUCUGAUGCAUGAGAUGGCAGAUGAAGCAGGGUUGGACCUCAACUUGGAACUUCCACAGGGUCAGACAGGAACACUGGCCAGCAGUGUAGCAUCUGCAGAACAGGAUGAACUCUCUCAGAGGCUGGCUAAGCUCAGAGAUCAGAUCUGAGUGGAUAGACGUGUGUGUGUGUGUGUGUGUGUGUGUGUGAGAGAGAGAGAGAGAGAGAGAU
Tachysurus fulvidraco (yellow catfish) is the source of this 823-nucleotide messenger RNA. It is a transcript of the gene chmp1b, whose product is annotated as charged multivesicular body protein 1B. Bases 163 to 762 code for a protein of 199 amino acids. The record is from RefSeq and is a predicted model, not a curated record. Gene Ontology annotation, biological process: protein transport; late endosome to vacuole transport; endosome transport via multivesicular body sorting pathway. Gene Ontology annotation, cellular component: multivesicular body; ESCRT III complex. Lineage: Eukaryota; Metazoa; Chordata; Actinopteri; Siluriformes; Bagridae. The transcript is spliced from 8 exons.